Molecule: messenger RNA, 1077 nt
Organism: Penicillium riverlandense
Lineage: Eukaryota; Fungi; Ascomycota; Eurotiomycetes; Eurotiales; Aspergillaceae
Exons: 2
Coding region: 1-1077 (358 amino acids)
Source: RefSeq, a predicted model, not a curated record
AUGGCCGCCAGAAUGGUCCGGAUCGGUCGCCUUAUCUCACGUCGGUGGACGAAGACUAUUGUCCUAGUGUCAAUUGUGCUUUCGUUGUUUGUAUCAUCUGGUUAUUUUGCGAAGCAUCAAAGGCUCGAUCCGGGUCAACUUCAACUUGGAGAUGAGCACCUUAUUCUCGAAACUCGCGACCAAUACAAUGGCCAACGAUUGACAUGGAAAGAUGCUGAAGCCCAGGGCAAACAAUUGUACUGUGCAAUGACUGCCGCACCGCAAGACACAGCUGGGUGCUUCAAAACCGGGACAAAGAUACAGAGCACUAGUGAAUUUACUCAGUAUGGGGAUUUGGCUAAAUGGGGUUGGGUUGAAAAGAAAUCUUCUUCAGAGGUUGAUGAUUGUGGCUUUGGCGGAUUCAAUGACUUCGGUGACCCAGAGGCCCUAGAUAUUACCAAGAAUCUCGAGCCAGUCUUUCAAUAUUUGGAGGUCAAUCUAGCCGCCGUCGAUGUCUACACCGAGAAAAUUGAGUGGGUACAAUCGAAUACUGUGACGAUAGAAGGUGUGACGUACGGUGCAACCAACGGACUUUAUGCAAACCUCUUCAAUGUACAAAGUGGUUUCAUCAUUGCGGACGUCAUUGAGAGUCCUGCAUUCCGCUCCAGUACUAGUUCUCACCCGGUUGAGCAUUUAGUCAAGCUUGAGAAAUGGUCGGAUGUCACGUUUCUACAAUGGAAAAAGUCAUGCGUCGAGAAAAAGAAGCCAGUCACCGACUUGAAAUACGUGAUACAAAAUUCUAUCACCAACGUUGACACGGUGGCUAUUCUACGGGAAGCCCUUGGAAAACCAAACGAUUUCGAUGGAUGGGGGGACUACAGAGACAAAUCCAAAUUCAAAACGUUCGACGCUACUUCCAAUGCCGCUGCAUUCGAUGCUUUGCUUAGAACCCCUAACGUUCGAGGGACUGCUUAUAUGCUUAUCCAACACAAGGAUGCUUUCGGAGGGUCAUGGAAAGUCUCUAGCAUUACACUUUUCGGCCAAGUGAAUGGCAACUGGAAACCAGGACUUAUUAUAGAAGUUGAGCCUGUUCACUAA